AUGGCAUCGUCACAAUACGCUUCAGUACCAGCAGCAACUAACGGAACGACCCUUGAAGCUUCUCGUAAAACCAACCCAACCUCCACAGCAGCAUCUACAGCCGCUGCUGCUCUUGCCACCACUCCGGUAUCACCCAAAGCUCCUGCAAACCUACCUCCAUUACUAGCCUCGAAACUCCCGAGUCUUACCCCACACACCCCACUUACCGGAGCAGCGGCGGCAUUAGCGGGUAAACAGCAGAGCCGAAGUCCUCGAACUAUGCCUCUCGAUGACAAAAAGACCGAUGGGUCGCAGGCAGUUAAGCAGUCGCCAAACCCGGCUUCAAUCUUUACAACAAAUCUCGGAAUGAGUACGCCUGCCGAUGCACCUCCGAAAGAACCUUCUCCAGUUCCUUCCGGGUUAGGUGGCUUGCCAAGUGUUGCGGCAGCUGCUGCUGCUAUGGAUACGUCUGGUAGUUCGCCUGCAACGUCAAGUGGCUUGGUGUCUAAUGGUACGACUAUUGACGGAAGUGCCGGGACUGUUACUGCAGGCCCGAAUACCACUGAUCCUGCCCUACUUCCCUCAGAUAUGAGUCAAUAUCACACUCUGCAGCCACAACCGCCCAAACUCACAGAGCCCCUUACAGCGACUACCCCAACCACUCCUGGGUUUGGUAGCGCAACAACGCCUACUACGCCAUUUAGCCCUAAUCAUCCAGGCGGCACACGAGGGAAACACACAUGUCCUCAUUGCCAUAAAACCUUCACUAGACACCAUAACCUCAAGAGCCAUCUUCUGACGCAUGCACACGAAAAGCCCUUCCUUUGCACGACAUGUAAUUCACGCUUCCGAAGACUUCACGAUCUUAAACGACACACGAAGUUGCACACGGGAGAGAGGCCACAUGUUUGCGGAAAGUGUGGAAGGCGAUUCGCUCGAGGAGACGCCUUAGCUCGACAUGCCCGCGGCGAAGGGGGUUGUGCUGGGAGAAGGGGUAGCAUGGGACAAGACGGCGAUGAUGGAAUGGAGGGUCUUGAAGGACUUAUUGAUGAUGGUGAUGGCGAUGUAUCCAUGAUGGAUGAAAAUGGCGGAGAAGGUUCUGAUGGGGGCCCUCGAAGGCGGGCGAGUCUUCCAAGCAUCAAGACUGAUUUCCACCCUGGCCAUCAACAAGUGGGCCACCAGAUGGGGCAGCAUACUCCAAUGACGCCAGCUUCUGGGUACCGAAGUCACAAUAACACCUAUCCACAACUCUCAUCUGGAGCUCGAACAGCGUCGGCCAGUGGGCCAAGUCCAGGACUCUUUCCACCUGGCUAUGCUGCACAUGGAUUCAAGUCGGCGACGCCAACAAGUGCAACUCCUAGCAUGCAAACCACCAAUAUGAACUCUACCUCAGCUACAAGCCCUGCUGCCACGAAUUCUGCAAACACAAGUAUUCUUAGUCCUCAGAAUGUCUUGACGGACAGCCCCCGAGCGGUCAGUCCAGGGAUGCUGCCAAGUCAGCCCGAAGGGAUGCCCAGGGACAGAACACCGAGUUUCACCUAUACGAACCCUCUGCCAGCACCUCAGCGUGAACGUGAUGGUAUGUUCGUCAACCACAUGGCGCACCCGCCUGCGUCUGGGCAGCAGCAAAACGCCCACCAACAACAAGGUGCCGCAGGGGGAAGCGGACCUGCUCCUCAGGCCAAUAUGGGUGGUAACGGCCCGCAAAGCAAUCCUAAUAUGUUUGCUGGCCAGGACGGUGGGUUAUGGACAUACAUCAAGACCCUUGAGGACAGGAUAAAACAGCUUGAGGAAAGAUUGGAUCAGCAAACACCCCAACAGCCUCAAGCUCAACGACAACAGCAGCAACCAGCGGCACCAAGCUCAUGA
Molecule: messenger RNA, 1848 nt
Organism: Morchella sextelata
Lineage: Eukaryota; Fungi; Ascomycota; Pezizomycetes; Pezizales; Morchellaceae
Exons: 2
Coding region: 1-1848 (615 amino acids)
Cellular component (GO): nucleus
Source: RefSeq, a predicted model, not a curated record